Molecule: messenger RNA, 1450 nt
Organism: Tripterygium wilfordii
Lineage: Eukaryota; Viridiplantae; Streptophyta; Magnoliopsida; Celastrales; Celastraceae
Exons: 2
Coding region: 159-1139 (326 amino acids)
Cellular component (GO): endoplasmic reticulum
Source: RefSeq, a predicted model, not a curated record
UACUCUCCCAUGACAAGUUAGUGUUAGUCAAACUUGGAUAACCUGACUUCUACUGUCUUGAAACCUUUCACCUUGUUUGCUCGAUCAACAAAUAGAAUAUAAUCACCUCUCUCUCUUCCAUCCAACCCAAAACCCAACAACUCUCGGUAUUUCCUUCAAUGGCGAUUCAACUGUGCUCCACCAAAUCACUCCUCUUUCUCUUCCUCAUCUCUGCCCUUCCCAUCGCCUUCAUAAUCUCUUUGGAGCUCUCCCAGUCGCCCACACAUGUCUUCCACUACCACAGCUCCGGCUUCUUCCGCGAGUGCGCCAAGUGGGACGAUCUCAACCGUCGAUUCCUCGUCGGGUUCAUGGAGGGCGGCGUCGGUCAAAUCAAGGUCCCCGACGAUUACUCCCCCGGCACCGUUUUAGAUGAGGUUAUCGUGGUCAAAGACGUUGACUUGGCCGGAAAUGCUUCUCUCGGAGUACUCCUUGACCGCCCCAGGAAUCGGCUCCUCGUAACCAUCAGCGAUGUUAUUAAGGGACGGUAUGCUGCGCUGGCGGCUUAUGACUUGUCCACGUGGCGGAGAUUGUUUCUAACGCAACUCAGCGGCCCGAGCGAGAAGACUAUGGCAGAUGAUGUUGCAGUUGAUGCAGAAGGAAAUGCUUAUGUUACUGAUGCCAGAACCAGCAGAAUUUGGAAGGUUAGCGCUGAAGGCAAGUUCCUAUACACCAUCACAAAUCCACUCUUCAACGUAAAGGAAUGGUAUAGAAAUUUCAUGGCCACACUAAAUGGAAUUGUCUAUCAUCCUGAUGGAUACUUGCUUGUCAUCCAUACUGGUAGUGGCAAUUUGUAUAAGGUCGAUAUUGCCAAAGGCGAUGGAGUUAAGCUCAUUCCAGUGAACGGGUCGUUGAUAUUUGGAGAUGGAAUUGAGCUGUCAUCUCCAACUAAGCUUGUAGUUGCAGGAAACCCUACUGGGAGAUUGGUCGAGAGCUUAGACGGGUGGGAAACAGCUGCCGUUGUGAGCAAGUUUAAAGGGCCUGCUCAUCGGUUUGCCACUGCAGCUACUGUUAAGGAUGGAAAGGUUUAUGUUAGUCACAUGAUCGGUAUGGGGUACCCGGCGAAGAAACAUGCACUUGUUGAGGCAGUUUUUUCUACUUGAUCUAGUGGAAUACAGAGUUCUUCACGUUACAUUCAUGAGUUGACAUGGUUUGAUUGUGUUAGUGAUAGGUUUUGGGGUUGUUACGUGUGCUGUGUAAGGAAUAUUCAUCAUUUUUAUAAAUGAAUCACUGAGUUUCAAAUCCUUGUUCUUAGGUUCUGAAUAUCAAGUCUGAGUAAAUCCAGUCCGUUUUGGGCUAAGGUGUUGUACGACUCGUUCUUCUUAGGCCGUCGUUAUUGACUCUUAGGCUCAUAAAACGUUUUGGUUGUGUGAGAGAUUAAAUAUUUACUUAUAUGUCAUUUGGUGAUGGUAAA